ACCUACAACAAAAUCUACAGUUCCAACAACUACAACCACGACACUACCUACAACAAAAUCAACAGUUCCAACGACUACAACCACGACAGUACCUACAACAAAAUCUACAGUUCCAACUACAACAACCACGACACUACCAACUACCAAAACGACCACCCCCGUACCGACAACUAAAACAACAACAACACUCGCUGCAUCAACUGGUGUUCCACCAAAAACAAUUCCUCCAGUAACUACAAUGUGUGCGGUGUGUUCUGGUCCCAAGUUUCUGUGUGAAAAGUUGUUUGCGCCGACACCUUGUGCCCCACCCAACAAUUAUUGUAUCAACUCCAUAACCAACCAUCUAGAUGGUACCAAAACUGUUGAGAGAUCAUGUGGGAAUUUUGACACGUGUUAUCGGGAAUGGUUUGAAGGGUCAUCGGAUGACGACAAAUGUCGAGACUUUGACGGUAAUGACCAGCAGUUCCUGGACUUCCACUGUACGUUCUGCUGUACUACUGACAACUGCAAUACCCCACUGCACCCAUCACAGGAUUCUUUGUACAAACCAGUAUAACUUCCAGCACAUAAAGCAUACUUUGCUCCCACACACUUAAGAAUACUUGAUAGUGUGUGCACUAUAUUAUUAUACAUGUAAACCAUACAUGCAAAAUAAAUAAAUUUGACAUUUUAAAGUUA
Messenger RNA from Ruditapes philippinarum (Manila clam), 678 nucleotides. RefSeq lists its product as uncharacterized. The transcript has 3 exons. Lineage: Eukaryota; Metazoa; Mollusca; Bivalvia; Venerida; Veneridae. The record is from RefSeq and is a predicted model, not a curated record. The coding region runs from base 239 to 556 and encodes 105 amino acids.